Molecule: messenger RNA, 3883 nt
Organism: Poeciliopsis prolifica (blackstripe livebearer)
Lineage: Eukaryota; Metazoa; Chordata; Actinopteri; Cyprinodontiformes; Poeciliidae
Product: drebrin-like protein A
Exons: 16
Coding region: 229-2613 (794 amino acids)
Biological process (GO): postsynaptic actin cytoskeleton organization; neuron projection morphogenesis; regulation of actin filament polymerization
Cellular component (GO): postsynaptic membrane; plasma membrane; cortical actin cytoskeleton
Molecular function (GO): actin filament binding
Source: RefSeq, a predicted model, not a curated record
CAUCGCCCGCAUCGCCCGCUCCGGUUUGGAACUACAUCGCCUUGAAUCUGCAACACUUUUCCCUGUGCGUCUUUUCGUGGCCCCUUUUCUCCCCCCCGCACAAAAAAAAGUCCCCCCUCUCCCCCCCAUCCCCCCACCAGGACCCGUGAACACUUUGAAGCUGUGCGGGAGUGGUCCGGGAACUUUUUUGUUUUGUUUUGUUUUUUUGUUUUGUUUUGUUUUGCCAUAAUGAGCAGGCAAACGGUCAACCUUGACACCUACAGCCUGUCGCUGCUCACAGCCAAAGAGGACAUUCUCAACCCCCGCUCCUCCACCAACUGGGCAUUAUUUACAUAUGAAGGGAUUACCAACAAGCUCAAACUGGCCGACUCAGGAGCGGGGGGUGUGGCAGAACUGGCAGAAAAGUUUCACAUCUCUAAACCUCAAUAUGGACUGUGCAAAGUGGGAGGAGUGGAUGGAGGAGCUCUUCGGAUUGCUUUGAUAAGCUGGGUCGGCCAAAAUGUGGAUGACUACAGGAAAAAUGAGUGUGCCAGCCACAUUACAGCCAUCAAACACUUCUUCAAGGAAGCACAUGCUUUCAUUAGUGCAGAAAAGCCAGAGGAUGUGACAGAGGACAGGAUAAGAGCUGAGCUGAGCAAGACUCAAACUCAGGCUCCCACACAGUGGGUGAGAAGGAGCUCCAGGUCUGCGGACAAGGAGGAACUUGUUGGUACAAACUACAGAAAAACCAAUGCUGCAAUGGAGAUGAGACUAAUUAACAGAGACUCCUUCUGGGCACGUGCAGAACGUGAAGAGGAAGCGCGCAAAGAUGAGGAAAAGAGAAGGGCAACAGAGGAGAGACGGCGCCUUGAAAGAGAGAGAGUUCUGAAGGAGCGAAGGGAUGCAGAGGAGAGAGACAGAAAAAUGAAUGAAAAACUUCAGAUGAUUGAGGAGCAAAGACAAAAACAACGAGCAGAAGAAGAAGAGCUACGCAAGAAGGAGAAGUUACAAUGGGAGCUGCAGCAAAGAGAGCACGAAGAGGACAUGAGGGCUCGUCUUAGACGCAGUGAAUCCAUAGAGAAAGCAGCUGAGGCAGCAGCGUUAGUGUCGCAGCGCUCCAUGAACCCCAGGGAGUUCUUCAGACAACUGUCAUCAUCAUCAUCACAGAGCCCCACCAGUCCUGGAUCUUCCCGCAGUGGAAAACCAUUUAGGCGAUACCAGCGCAGUCUGACAGAUACAGCUUUCAUCUUCUCAAAAGCAGAAGAAAGCGCAGCAUCUUCUCCAUACACUUCUCCGUUGGUCUCCCCCUUUUCGAGAGCUCCUCACUCUCCAGUUUUCCGGGCUGUGUCACCCCCAAGAAGCCCAGAUUUUUAUCCGGUCACCUCCCCGCAAAAGCCCAGAGCUCCCCUGUCUCCACCCACCUCACCCAUUCGGCCUGCCCCCCCAGCUUCAGCUCUGCCCAGUAUUCCACGGAGUACCAACCAGUUUCAGGCCACAGCUGAGCCCGAGGCUUCAGAACCGACAGAACCGUCUGCUCCUCCUGCUUCCCCAAGUCUCUUAGAUUCUUUGCCUCCAACUGUAAUAGAUGAAAACAUCUCUCAGCUGCUUUCAGAGGCAGAGCAGCAACCUUUGAACUUUGAGCUGUCACAGUUUUUAACAAACCGUCCUGAUCUGAACCCAGCAGAAUUCAACACACCAAGUCUCGGAAACACCAAGCUGGUCUCAGACGCUGGCUUCAAAGUACAAGCUGUGCUGGUGGAAGCAGAUGAGGAAGAGGAACUACAGGAAGGAGAUGAAGCUGAAACACAACCAGAGGUGGACUCUGUCACUGCUGAACCAGAAGUGAUUGAGACAAAGGAGGUAGAUAAAGACGAGAUGCAAGAGGUGAAGGAAGAUGAGGAGGAGGAGCAAAACGAGUUGGUCAAGGAGGAAGAGCACGAAGAAGAGGGUAAGGGCAGAGAACCCGAGGAAGAGAAGGAAGAGAAGUACGAGGAGGAGGAUAACAAGGAACUGGAGGAGGACGAAGAGGAGGUGCCGGUGGGAUCAUCACUGCCAGAACCGGCAGCGAUGCCACAAGUUGAAGAGGAGGCAGAGGAAGCUGAAGAAGAGAACAAUUAUUCAGGGUACAGCCAGACUCUUGCUGAGCCUGCUGAGUUUUCUGAGGAAGAGGAGGAGUCAGUACGCACAGAUUGUUCCUAUGUUGUCAUCAAAGAUCCUGAACCAGCUUGUCAAGACAUCAAGCAUGAGACCCUACUUCCAUCAACCAAUGGGAUGACAAACGGUGAUGCCACAGAGGAACAAAAUGGAACAGUGAGGUCCUUGAGUCCAACAGACACAGACGGCAGCACCUCUGAGUCUCCUGUCUGCUACAGAGUUAACACAACCAUAGAAGACGGAGACAUCAUUGAGGAUAAAGAGCAUCAGAUCUCUGAAAAUGGACAAGAGGAUUUAGCCGACCGACAUAUGUGCGUCCGAGCUCUGUAUGACUACCAGGCAGAGGACGAAUCCGAGAUCUCCUUUGAACCCGGUGACAUCAUCAGGGACGUGGAGACAGUGGACAAAGCCUGGUGGAGGGGGUGGAGCAAAGACGGCCGUCAGGGUUUAUUCCCCGCUAAUUACGUGGAAACCAUAUAGGCAGACAGGCACACUAUACACCUAUAUACACACUUUCACACACACGCACACAUACACUCAGGGACACCUUCUCUUCUCUUGUUUCUGCAUGUUUUUCACCUUAAUCCUCCCACUAAAACUUUAUGCUCUCUUUUCUGUAGGAAGAAUAAAGAAACAUGAGACUCCUUGUUCUGAAGAAAGCAUAAAGAAAAGUGUAACUCUUUAUUUUGAUGUUUUUUUUGGGGGGAGCACAACAUAGUAUGCAGAAAUUACCUACCCUUAUUUUGUAUGGAUGAAACGGUAAAGACCUUUCCCUGGACCAAAAUAACUUAUUUUCUUUUGAGGAGCAGUGGAAAUGUAAGUCAGGGAGAGAAAUAAGGGGGCGCAGAUGAUGGGAAACUUGGUUUGCUUCUUAGUAACACAAACAUGUUUUAACUGCAGUGCUUCUUUUUGAUCCCCACAUAUAACAAGCAUACCUAUGCUCACCAUUCGUAUCCAUACACCAGGUAUCAUCUUUGUAAUCAUCAUCCUGUGUCUCUUCCAUUAUUUUGGAGCUCUGCAUUUGCUACUGAUGUUCUCACAUGAUCACAGGUUAAUUUACCAUCAGCAGAAAAUGAUGUUGAACAUCAUCAAUGAUUCUCUCCUUUUCAGUUCUUAGGUCAUAUGUUUCUAAGUCCUUUGCUUAUUUUAAUGAUAUCUCUUUUUGUAUGUACUCCUAACUUUCAAAUAUACAGACUUUAUGCACUUAAACUACUUCAAAAAUGUUUGUUUGUUUUUAUUAUUAUAUGUAAUGCUUUCUUAAAAAAAAAACAACAACAACAAAUUCCAUCUGCCCUUGAUCUCAUCCUUUUGCAUAAAUUCAUAAAAUUUGUUAUAUUUUAUAUUCUAUUAUGGUCAUUUUAAGCAUCAACACAGUCUGUACUUCUUUACAUGAAUAAGAAAAAGAACAUAUUUUUUCUAGUGUUACAACAAAUGCCAUGUCUGGUAUUUGGUAUUUAGCAUUAAGUUUCAUAAAAUCAACUGCAACAUAAAUACUUGGAUAAAUAAUUUACUUUGGAAUUUAAUAUGAGCUGAAUUACAAACUUCACCAAACCAAAGAAGCAUCAAAACAAACUCUUUUGCUAGAAACAGGAUAAAUAAGAAUGCCUUAAUAACAUUGUAUAAUUAAUACAUGUCUAAUUUACUGCAGACAUUUGAUAUUUUUCUUCAAGUGUUAUAUUGCAGAAAUACUGUAUGUAAUGUUUAUCAAUAAAUAUGAACACAUCAAUUAAACUUCUGUCACACUUUUCUA